AUGUCUUCCGCUGCCCUUGCCGCCGCCGCCGCCUCGGCCUCUUCCAACGCCACCGCCGCGUCGGCCCAAGCACCGUCCUCCGUCGUCGCUCCUUCGUCGCCCUUCCUGGCGUCUCGUCCGCCGGCUACGGCCUGGCGGCAGCCCCCCGCCAGCUCCCCGAUUGGAUCGAGUGGGACGGGUGACCUGCCUCCGCCGAUCGCAUCUGGCGAGCCUUCCUCGACCAUAGCUUCUGGGCCGCCGGGGUUUCAUGGUCCUGCACCCACGUAUGGUGCGCCUCCCCUGUCACUCCCCGGCGCUCCCUGGUAUGGCGCCCCGCUGCCGUCUUCGUCUGCCUGGCCGGCGCCCUAUGGCGCGUCACCGGUGCCGGCCUACGCUGGGCCGUCGCACCCCCAGCCCUAUGGGGUGCCGCCGUCCUCGCCGGUCUCUGUGCCCCCGGAGCCCCGCCUGGCUUGGGUGCUGGCUCCGCUGCUGCUGGUGCCUACCCCUCGUCGCCAUAUGCUGGUGCACCACCGGCGCUCGCCUCCAACCCGGAGACGGAUCCUGUGA
Molecule: messenger RNA, 546 nt
Organism: Aegilops tauschii subsp. strangulata
Lineage: Eukaryota; Viridiplantae; Streptophyta; Magnoliopsida; Poales; Poaceae
Source: RefSeq, a predicted model, not a curated record